Molecule: messenger RNA, 4887 nt
Organism: Stegostoma tigrinum
Lineage: Eukaryota; Metazoa; Chordata; Chondrichthyes; Orectolobiformes; Stegostomatidae
Product: KIAA0825 ortholog
Exons: 20
Coding region: 107-3922 (1271 amino acids)
Source: RefSeq, a predicted model, not a curated record
CACGUGUAAUCUGGCGUCUCGCAGUGACGUAGCCUUGUACGUCUCCGAGUGACACGUUGGUAAACAGAUCGGUGAACUGGAGUGACGGGAAUCUAGGAUAUUGGUGAUGGCAUGGGAUGGAGAUCAUCUCUUCGAUUAUUCCUGCUCAGGUUGCUUCUUGGACACCAUACCAGGGGAAUUGGAAUUACAUCAAGCUUUUGGUGACAUUGAGGAGAAUUUGAAGCAGAAUGCCAUGUGCAUUGAGCAGACUGUGAAGGAGCUGCAAUCAGAUCUAAGUAAGCUAUGUAUGGGAGGGAAACUACAGAACACUGGUGACAGCUUACAGUGGAUAAGCAAUUACAAUAUUUCCUGUGUCAAACCAUUCACGACUCCAUGUGACCAGCUGAUAAACUUUCUCAAAGCACUGCUUCACUUUCUGAAGACAGAAGAAGGCUCAGAAGAAAUAAUUUUGCAGCUACUCCUGGAUAUCUCUACUGAGUGUGGUGUUGUGUUUCCAUUGAAUUCAUGUGGAGCUUCAUUUCAUGUUCCUUCCAGUACUUCAGUUCAUGCUGUUGAGUUCAAUGAUUCUCUAGAUGCCUUGUCUGUGUGGGAUGAUGUGAGGUUACAUCUGCGUAGGUUCUUAGUGGAUAGACUUCAAAAUUGUCAAGAAAUAAAUUACAUGCUUCCAGAUAUUCAAUUCAAAGUACAAUGUCUUCAGCGACUCCUAUUUUUGUACCCUGAAUCUGAAGUUCUAACCAAAUAUCAAAGUAUCCAGUGCAAAUCUGUGCAAGAUAUGCUGAAGAAUAAUGUAUUGACCACCAUUGAUGAGAUCAGUUUUGACAAAGUGGCUCAUGGGUUUGAAAACAUGAUUCCUGUGAUGUGUACAAUGCUGAGACAAGAUAUGUAUGCUUUACGUACGCUUGUGGAGGAUUCUAAAGUAUUGAAAUUUAUUAAUAAUGCAUACUUGCAGAACAUUGCAGAUGAACUCAGUCUUAUUAUUGAAAAACUUUGUGAGCAACAGCUGAGGAAAAAUAUCCAAAAUUUGGAGAAGACAAGCAAAAACUUAAACAAACAAAAAGGAGCAGUACAGUCUGUGGUUCCACAAGGACAGGGAAAGAGUGGAAGGAGCUUGUGUCUUGCUGCCCAUCAGCUGAGGUGCCUUUCACGCUUGAUGAAAAUUCUCCUUCAUGUGGAAAAGCGAAUGAAGGAACUAGCUUCCGAAGUAUUUUUGGGAAGCAUUUCCCCACAGCAUGGCAGAAACGUUCGAGGAGUGCUUAAGAAGACCCUAGCAAACAUUGAUGGACCAUCAGAGAUGAACAAAGCUAACAUCCAAGCCGAUCAGUUACUACUUUUGACUGAGUCUAUUUCCCUUGAAUAUGGUUGGAGAAAUGCAUUUAAGAGCCUAGGAUAUUCUGCAGCUGUUUGCCUGAAAGUGGUCAUUGAAGAUACAUGUUCAAGAUGCCUGCAAGAAGAAAAAAAGCAAUAUAUGUCAAGUAAAAGCUUAGCAACAAGCACUUGCCCAAAGCAAGCUACAUGGGAUCAGUGGAUGGAGGAAGAGCAACCCAAAAAAGUUGCGAAGUUUUGUUCUGACAUCAUGGAAGAAUUUGACAUUUUGCUUCCAUUGGCCCUGGCAAGCAAUGAGAGUUUUCUUCAGGAAAUUAGAGAAACCUUUUUGGAUGGUUGUUCUAAAGUGGCGGCAGAUAUGCAGUCUCGACUUGAAGAAAGAAGUAAAGAGGUCCCUUCCAAGGUUCCAGUACAAAAUCUGUAUAUAAUCCUCUCUACAGCAAUAUUCAUCCAUAAUUACUUAACCAAAUAUGAGAAUUUACUGAAAGAGUCGAACACAAACAGGCUGUUGUCCUUGCCAAUUCAGCGAUAUCAAGAAUUCAUCAGAGUGAUUCAGUUUCAAGUUACAAAUUACUGCAUAAGAGUCUGUGCAACAAGCAUUUUCCAAGAUGCGCAGAGCCACCACUGGGAUGACUCUAAAUCUUUUUAUGAGGGAGAGCGAUGUUCUUUCUCCAUUCAAAUGUGGCACUACUACUGCUCUGCUCUACGUUAUGAUCUCUGGAGUGUAUUGCCCUCUAGAUUAGCCCAACAGCUUCUAGCUGAGGUAUUGAGUGAAUCCUUAACGAUUUUUGUUGGCAGAUACUCUCAGCCUUGUCCUACAUAUAACAGAACUUCACAGAUAAGAAUUGACAUUACUGCCAUACUUCUGUGCACUGAGAAUCUUCUAUGGUCAGUUUGUCGUUCGGCUCAAGAGCUACUUCAACCUUCAGAGGAUAAGUCUCGCUGGAUCCUUACCAUUCAUAACAAUUGCAAUGCACUACUUGCUGCUCUUGCUAUUUUAACAUCACCCCUGGAGAAACUAUAUGAAAUAUUCUGCAAUGGUUUCUCUGAGUAUAUAUCUGUACUGCAGUUGGAACCAGUGAACAAUGCAUUACCAGAAUGGUUACAUUGGAUUCAACCUUCCUAUUUUUCAAAUGCAUUACAUGGCUGUACAUCAUGGGAUAAAAUCGCAGUCGAUCAAUAUCUGAUAUUGUUGUUGUCACAACCCAACUGCAACUGGUACUUACUACUACAAAUACUUAUGAUUCAGGAAUGCCUGCUACCUCGAAUUCUGCUAAAUAAUGCAUCUAUUAACGAAGAGAACUUUAAUGAUGUUCAGACAAGGGAAAAAUGUCAUAAACAACCCAAAUUGAUAGAAGCAAUCGUGAUGGUGAUGAUUUACUGCAAAUCAUUGCCCAGAUGUCUCAGUGUUGUUCUUGAAGAUUUUAUGGACAAACGCCAGAUGUGGAAUCAGCUGAAUUACAUAUCAGAUAAGUCAGAGGUGCUAAAGUGUCUGAAACUCCACAUAUCCAAAGCAAACAAGACAACUCUAAAGCAACUGAUCUCCUUGCUUCUAAUGUGGCAAGCAUUAGAGAGUUAUGGGACAUGUCAUCAUAAGCAAAUGCUUCCUGAAAGUUUGCUGAAUAAAAUUCCUAAAGAGUGGGAUUAUUUGCCAAGGGAAUUAAAAAGAAGAGAAUCUGGAAAAAAUUUGACAAAACUUAUGGCUCAGGCUGUUUCUGUAGUAAUUGGUAACCUACCUGCAGCAAUUUCUUCAUUGCCUCCAACAAUUAAAUACUUCUUCAACUUAGCAGGAAAAAAACUUCAUAACAACAGUUCUGAGCUCAGAAGAUCAUGCCUUCUUUUUUAUGUGAUUAUUAUUUGCCAAACUCUAGAAGAUGCAAAAGCCAUAGAGCUCUUGACAAGUGUUACAAUAGAUAAAUGGAUUAAAGAUAAACUGAGUUUGUUGAGUGAAUGUCUUCAGAGCAUUAUGGGGCAUCAAAAGGAAAAUUCCAAACCUAUAAUACAGAAGGUUAUCAAUUCUCUGGAAAAACAGAAACCUAAAUGGAUUGAAGCCCAACUACAAAAAGCAAGAGAAAUGUGCACAGAACAUACAUAUCCCACAGCUGAAAGUUCCUCUGCAAAUGAGAAAAGCAGUUUUUCUGAAUUGACUGAGCGGAAAAUAAGCCUGAUGCUUCUGGAUAUCUGCCACCAGCCAGGUGGCAGUGAAUACUUGAGGCAAAUUUAUCACAUUAUCCAACUCAAUGAGGAUCAGUUAAAGGAGCAAAUUUAUUCUUGGCACUCUUCAGAUGAGAAGGGGUCCCUGCAGAAACCUCGGCAACUUAGAAUGCAGGAUGUUGAGCAGCCUUUGAUAUUUAAUCCUCUGCAUGCUUUUAACCAUAUCGGCACCAGAAAUUUUAACCAGUCAGCUAUAACUGAAUGGAACUGGGAUUGGCCAAAACUGCUGCAUUGUAAUCUAGAACUGAGUCAGUUGACCUUCAGGGCACUACUAGCAAACAGGAUUGGACAAUGUUCAGUACCAUUGCAAGUCCUCAGAAGCAGUUCAUGUUCAAUUGCAGCAAGGCCUGGACAAUGUCUGGGUUUAGGUGCAUGUGGCAAGUAAAAUUUGUGCUAUACAACUGCCAGUCAGUGAAUAUCUUGAUUAGAAGACCAUUUAACCAUCAACCCUUAACAAUCAAUUCCUGCUGAAUUCCCCCACUAUCAACAUCCUGGGUUCACCUUUGACCAGAAACUGAACUGAACUAGCUAUAUAAAUACUAUGGCUACAAGAGUAGAUCAGAGGCUAGGUAUCCUGCAGCAGUAACUUACCUCCUGACUUUUGAAAACCUAUCUAGCAUCUAGAGGGCAUAAUUCAGGAUUGUGAUGGAAUACUCCCCACUUGCCUGGAUGAAUACAGCUCCAGUAGUAUUUUUUUAAAAAUUGACAUUAUCUAGGAGAAAGCAGCUACUCACUGUCCUGACUAGGAAAUGUAUCACUGCUGCUUUUAUCAGGAAGGAGGUCACUUCCUCCCUCGUGAUAUCAUGAGUCUGACUGUACCAAAUGGACUGCAGCAAUUCAAGAAGGCAACUCACCACCACCUUCUCAAGGCCAACUAGGAUAGUGCAGUAAAUGCUAUCAGCCAGCGAUGACCACAUCCCAUGAAUAAUUUUUUUUUAAAAUGUUGCUCACCUCUAAGUUCUAACCAGAUGGCAACAAAAAUAUCUCAUUCUCCCUCCUUCAUGAAGAAAAGUCUUAAGGUGCUGAUGGACAAGGAUAUGGAGAUAGGGUUAACUGUUCUUCCCCACUUCAUUCGCUGCCUACUUGUAAUUUGAAAGCCUGCAAUAGUUCCAAGGAGGUUAAGCCUGUCUCAGCACUCUGGACCUUGUAGGUCCACAAGCACCAUGGGAUAAUCUCUCAAGUCUUCCAAGUCAACAAGGCCAACCACAAGAGACUACCUCUACAGCACUUUUGAAAUGUGGGGCAGCUCAUAGACACAGUAAGAAGUGGCUGGAAGAGCAGGUCAAAGACAAAUAUCUCACUUUCUGGCUUCCAAAGGCUGUCAACCAUCCUUCAGGUACAAGUGAGUAG